Messenger RNA from Polistes canadensis, 1394 nucleotides. RefSeq lists its product as uncharacterized. The coding region runs from base 346 to 1005 and encodes 219 amino acids. The record is from RefSeq and is a predicted model, not a curated record. The transcript has 5 exons. NCBI's taxonomy places the organism in Eukaryota, Metazoa, Arthropoda, Insecta, Hymenoptera, Vespidae.
GAAUCGGAUUGGUUCUCGAUCGUAGUUUUAGAAUUUACACGAGAGUAAUUCUCCAUGGAUCGUAUUUAAUAAUAAGAGAAAAAAUGAAAUAGCGCAGUAUGGGGAAGAUUAAUAAAAGUUAAAUUGAAAGGGAGACCGACCGGACAUAUGGCGUCCCAUUUGUAAGAGGAAAACGAAAAGAAAUUGAACUCGAUCGACCACCCGUCGAAAAUACCUGUACGAGAUCUUAAAAGUACCGCGUGUGUCCUCCAUUGUGUAUAUAUAGGGGUGCCACAAGAAACACCACUGUGUAGUUCUCCAGCGAACGUUCUUAGAUUCAUUCUCCGAUUAAUAGGAAAGAAUAAAAUGAUUAAGUUUCUUCUCCUGGGUGCAUUCGUGGCCUUGACGAGCGCACAAUUUCAGCCCCAACCAACUGGAAGGAUUUUAGAACCACCAAUACCGGCAUUGUGCGCCCAACGAACAAUUCAUGAACGCUUUAACGGAAAGGGUUAUUACUAUUCGUGGGCUGAUCCUAGAACAAAUGGACAAGAAGUUGAUUGGCUAGCUGGUAGAAAUUUUUGUAGACAACGAUGCAUGGACCUCGUAUCUUUGGAAACCUCUGCUGAGAACGAAUUUAUCAAGAGUCGCAUCGUUCAAAACAAAGUUAAAUAUAUUUGGACGUCCGGUCGUCUCUGCGAUUUUAAAGGAUGCGACAGACCUGAUCUUCAACCACUUCAUAUAAAUGGUUGGUUCUGGACAGCCGAGUUGCAAAAACUUGCACCAACUAACGAUCGCAAUCAAAACGAUUGGUCUGAGAGUGGCGGUAUUGGCAAGCCUCAACCUGAUAAUCGUGAGGCCAUCCAAGGUGGUGCUCCAGAAAAUUGUUUAGCAGUUCUUAAUCAAUUUUACAACGAUGGUGUUAACUGGCACGACGUUGCUUGUCAUCAUAAAAAACCAUGGGUGUGCGAAGAGAAUGAUUCUCUCUUAAAAUACGUUCGUUUUACUAAUCCAAACCUCCGCGUUUAAUUCGAUAACUUAUAUGACAAUCUGACGAGUGGAUAGACCAUUAUCAUUUCAACUAUUGUUAUUCCAUUAAAUUAUGAAGUUUUUUAAGAUUAAGUAAUGCGACUGAAUAGUGUAUAGAGCGAUUAUAUUUAUUACAACAACAACUUCAUUAUUAAAUGCAUUACUCAUGUCACAGUAUGUUGUACGAGAUGUACCGAUUCAAAUAGAUUGUUUUUUCUUUUCAUACAACAUCAGAAUACGUAAAACUUAAUCGUAUUAAAGCUCAUAUCAUAGUACAUAAGUAUUGUCAAUAUUUAUCCUUUACACACGAUUAUUAGUUUUAUACCCAGGAAGAUUCACAAUAAGUCUUUAAGGCACAAAUCAUGAAAUAUAUAAAAGAGAUUAAAUUU